AUGGUUAUUAACUCUGUAUUUUAUACGACGCAACAGGCCAGUGAGAGCCCGUACAAUUAUGUCCCUACCGACUUGACAUCUUCAGUCGUCCAUAUGGGCCAAGCGCUUAAAUACAAACUCUGGUGGAUGAUUCCCACAGUUACCUUUGCGGGUAUCAUGGAAAUAUUCGGAUGGAGUGCCAGGUUAUGGUCGAGCCGGAACCCCGAGCUUUUGAUGCCUUAUGAGAUGCAGCUUGUCGGCACUGUCCUAGCACCCACUCCACUAAUUGCAGCCAACUUUGUCAUCCUUGGUAGAAUAAUCAAUCGAUUUGGACCCCAGUUCAGCCGCCUGGUCCCAAAUAUGUAUAUCAUGGUUUUUUGCUCAUUUGAUGUUAUUUGCUUGGUCGUACAAGCUGUUGGAGGCGCGUUGGCUGCGCAAGCCGUUAAUGAGAACAAAGUCCCCACAUUGGGCGGGAACAUUAUGCUAGGAGGGAUUGCUGCUCAGCUAUUUGCUAUAGUGGUCUACAUGGGUUUGGCGGCCGAGUUUUUCUUGCGCCAGAAAUACAAUGCACCCUUCCGCCACCAGGUCAUUAAAUUCGAGCAAGGUCAACAUUCUUUGAGUAAGAAAGUGCAAAGAAUGAUUUAUGGGAUGAGCUUCUGUACCAUCUGCCUUUUUAUUCGAUCUGUGUACCGCACAGUGGAGCUCGCCGAUGGGUGGUCAGGGUCAGUGAUUGCGACCGAGUCCUACUUUAACUGGCUCGAUGGGAGUUUUGUCACCGCUGCCAUCUAUACUCUGAACGUUGUCCACCCAGGUAUAUAUUUGAAGCAGGAUGCUACUAUUCAUACUUCACAGCCAAACGGGGACGAAUUCAUUCAGACUUAUACGUUUUGAUUGUCCUUGCGACAUAACUAGUUUCACUUGUUGUUAAGUAUUAGUAGAAUACUUAGAUGUAGUGUACCAUUUGUCUCCUGCUUUGCAGAUCUGUCUCUGCA
This is a messenger RNA of Suillus subaureus, 971 nucleotides long. Its product is annotated as RTA1 like protein. Lineage: Eukaryota; Fungi; Basidiomycota; Agaricomycetes; Boletales; Suillaceae. The record is from RefSeq and is a predicted model, not a curated record. The transcript is spliced from 10 exons. Gene Ontology annotation, cellular component: plasma membrane; fungal-type vacuole. The coding region runs from base 1 to 870 and encodes 289 amino acids.